This is a messenger RNA of Anolis sagrei ordinatus, 243 nucleotides long. The record is from RefSeq and is a predicted model, not a curated record. NCBI's taxonomy places the organism in Eukaryota, Metazoa, Chordata, Lepidosauria, Squamata, Anolidae.
AUGCCUCUCACAAAGGACCUUUUGCAUUCCUCCCCUGAGAAGGAGAAGCAGAUGCACAAGAAGAAGCACCUGGUCCAGAGCCCCAACUUGUACUUUAUGGAUAUGAUUCCAGGUUGCUACAAGAUCACCACCUUCAGCCAUGCUCAGAGAGUGGUUUUGUGCACUGGCUGCUCAGCUUUGUUCUGCCAGCCCACUGGUGGAAAGGCACAGCUGAUAGGAGGAUGCUCCUUCUGGCAAAAGUAA